Molecule: messenger RNA, 5316 nt
Organism: Artibeus jamaicensis (Jamaican fruit-eating bat)
Lineage: Eukaryota; Metazoa; Chordata; Mammalia; Chiroptera; Phyllostomidae
Gene: RWDD2B
Product: RWD domain containing 2B
Exons: 6
Coding region: 2182-3063 (293 amino acids)
Molecular function (GO): protein binding
Source: RefSeq, a predicted model, not a curated record
CGAGGCAGAGAGCUGCAGCUGUCCAGCUGUAGGAAACAGGCCACGGACAGAAGUGGCAACUCACAGCUAAACCAACAAAUUUCAUCCAUAUAAGCCCCGGGAGGAAAGUGGCCCCUAACUUGUUGAAUUGGCCGGAGUCGUGAGUUGGGGAUACUGGCCCUCCGGCCUGGUGCAGCUGACACUGUUUUACCGGCUGUCUUACUAAGCACACAGGCUUUUGUUUCUGUUCUGAAACAAUCCUGUGGCCGUCCGCCCACCUGCUCCCCGCCCCCUCCCAAUGCUGUUCCCCUCGUGCUCCGUAGUGGGCAUCUCGCUGUAACUCUGCACAGCGCGAACGUCACCGUGUCCCAGAAAAACGGGUGGGCGACGUAGGACACCGCUCCUUGCUCACUUGCUUCACCCUGUGCUACUUCUUUGCCCAGCACUUACCACCAUCUGGUAUUUUUCUUUCAUGUUUACUUACGUAUUUACGUCCCUCCCGCACCCCAACCCCAUACACACGGAUAAUUGUGAACCCCUUAAGAGUUGGGACAUCUUUGUCUAGUUCAUUGCUGCAUAUCUAGUACCUAGAGUGUCCAGAACAUAGUGUUUAGUACUUGCUGAAGAAACAGUUAUUAAUGAAAUGAUUGUACAAGAAUGUUUAGAGCAGCCACAAACAAAACAGCCACUUUUCAUCAAAAGAAUGGAAAAACUGGUAUAGUCACAUGGUGACAUACCACUAAGCAAUAGAAAGAAACUACUAAUACGAGAACAUGGAUGAGUUGUAAAACAGUGUGGUACAAUUCAUACGCCAAGUACCUACUGUAUGGUUCUGCCUUAUGAAUUUCUAGAAUAGGCCAAUCGAAUUGCAGUGAAAAAACCAGAGCAGUGGCUGCCUUGAGGGGGUUGGGCAGGGACUGACCAAGGGUUUGAGUUACACAGUUGUACAAAGGUAUCAAAACUCAAGAUCCGCAUUCCAUUUUUACCUCAAAAGAAAAACAUUAAUUUGCAUACUAAUGUUAUGCAUGCUGAAGUAGGGAGAAGUAUACUAAUGUCUGUAGAAAUGCAUGAGAAUGGAUGGGUUGGUAGAUGGAUUAGAUGAGAAUAAAAAUAAAAAUAGCUGGUUAAUAAAAAUGGUAAAGUGUUUAGGUCAGUUUCUUGACCUCAGCACUAUGCACAUUUUGGACCAGCAAAAUUUUUUAUUUGUAGGGGCACGUCAUGUGUAUUGUAGUAACUGGAGCAGCAUCCCUGGGCCCUACCCAUUAGGUGCCCAAAACACCCAUCCAUUGUGACAACCCAAAAUGUUCUCAUACUUUAUUGAAUGUUCCCUGGGGAGCAGAGUCAUUUUCCCCCGCCCCGCCCCCACCUCUCCUUCCUUUGAGGAUUGUUCCACUGUUUCACUGUAAAAUUCUCAACUUUGCAAUAUGCAUGAAAUGUUUUAUAAAACUUGAAGAAAAACUAGAUUAUUUAAUUAAAUUGAAAAAUGCCUAGAAAACACCAAGUAGAAGAUGCACCUAUGAAGAUCUAUACAUCAAACUUUAAAAAAAUUUUUUUCUUUAUUUUUAGAGACAGGGAAAGGGAGAGAAACAUCAAUGUGUGGUUGCCUCUCACGCGCCCCCUACUGGGGACCUAACCGGAAACCCAGGCAUGUUCCCUGACUGGGAAUGGAAGCUGUGACCCUUUGGUUCAUAACCAUGCACUCCACUGAGCCACAUCAGCCAGGGGUGAAAACAGAAUUUUGUUGGUUUGGGGGGAGGGGUUGGUUUUUUCACUUCUGUUCAUUGUUACAAUCUUAGUGCCAAGGACAGCUGGAUGCAAUAGGUGCUCAAGAAACCUUUGUGGAAUGAGCGACCAGUACCAGUAGUAGCAGCACUUUUCUAGCACUUCCUCUGUUGCCAAGCACUGGUUCAUGCAGUUUGCACACAACCUCAGCCAGUCCUCACUGCAACCCUGUCCUUCCAUUUUGGAGACUGUGAGACUGAGGCAUAGAGUUAACCACCCGCCUAAGGUCACAGUUGGCCUUGUUGGAUUUAUCUCCUGAUCCUCAAACUAAAUAGAAGGCUCCAGGAAGGAGGGAUGGGUGAAGUUCUGCAUAUAGUAGCAGCUCGGUAAACCUUUACCAAAGAGGAGAAAGGAUUCCAUGAACAGACCAAGAACCUAAAUAAUGGUGUUUGAUUUUACAGAGUAGAAACUUAUAGGUAGAUGAAAAUGGUUGAGAUGGAACAGGCUGAGGCCCAGCUCUCUGAGUUAGACCUGCUGGCCAGCAUGUUCCCUGGUGAGAAUGAGCUCGUAGUGAAUGACCAGCUGGCUGUUGCAGAACUGAAAGAUUGCAUUGAAAAGAGGUCAAUGGAAGGGCGAUCUUCGAAAGUGUACUUUACAAUCAACAUGAACCUGGACGUAGCUUCUGGGGCAAUGGUGGUGUUUUCCCUGGCCUGCACUCUUCCCUUUAAAUACCCUGCAGUCCUGCCUGAAAUCACUGUCAGCAGAUCACUAUCAUUAAGUAGAUCCCAGCAGACUCAGCUGAACACGGAUCUGACCGCACACCUGCAGAAGAAUUGCCUUGGAGAUGUCUGUGUGUUGCAUGCCACCGACUGGGUUAGAGAACACGCCCCUGCCUUUGUCAGCAGAGACAUUGCCCCUCUUCCCACUUCAGGAGGUGCAGUCCAGCCCACCCUUCUCGUUCUCACGAGACUCUGGAUCUAUAGCCACCACAUCUACAACAAAUGCAAAAGGAAGCAUAUUCUGGAGUGGGCGAAGGAGCUUUCCCUGUCUGGGUUCAGCAUGCCAGGGAAACCAGGCGUUGUCUGUGUGGAAGGCCUACAAAGUGCUUGUGAAGAAUUCUGGUCCAGGCUCAGAAAAUUAAACUGGAAGAGAAUUUUGAUUCGCCACCGAGAAGACAUUCCUUUGGAUGGCACAAAUGGUGAAAUGGAAAGACAAAGAAAAUUUUCAGGCUUUGAGGAAAAAGUGUUCAGUGUUAAUGGACCCAGAGGAAACCACAUGGACUUUGGUCAGCUGUAUCAGUUUUUGAAUGCCAAAGGGUGUGGGGGGGUUUUCCAGAUGCUCUUUGGUGUAGAAGGACAAUGACUGAGUAGAGGAGGAGUUGGAAGUAUUUUGUCACUGUUGGCCACUUGUUUUUUCUAUCCACUCUUUCUUGAAAUAUGAAGUAAUUUUACUUCCAUCCCAUUCUAGAAUGUUAGGGGUGAAAAAGUAGUACAGCUGAAGUGCAUGUGUUAAAAAUAUGUCCUGAUGGAAAGCAGUACUGAGUUUUAAGUUAUACCCUUAAAGGUAUUGAAAUUUCUUUAUAUGCCCAUUUUGAAAGAGAAAUUAAUUUGACUUGAGUUAGAUUGUGUUGGUGACCCAUCUUGCCACCCAUUCUCAACCCCUUGCCCUUUACCUGCCCCCAUGAGCUCUCCCGGCCUCUCUGGCAGCUCAGGUGACUUUGGCUAGGGGAUGCCUCGGAAGACUUUUGCUUUCCUGAUUAACAAGAUGGACACAGCCAGGGCACCUCCGCUCCCUCUUUCUGCUGGGGCUGCAGUACUCCUUUCAGCCACAAGGGCAGGGAGGGCCCGGGGAACUGCGGAGAUUCCACGGCGUGUUGUCAGGCUGCGCCAGCCCCUACCUAUCUCUAGACAGCUUGUUGUGAAAUAGAAACAAUUUAAUUUAUAUUUGUGUGCCUCUUAAAAAAAAUUAAUCCUAGCCCUGGCUGGUGUAGCUCAGUGGAUUGAGCGCAGGCCUGUGAACCAGAACAUCGUGGUUCGAUUCCCAGUCAGGGCACAUGCCUGGGUUGCAGGCCAGUUCCCAGAAGGGGAUGCACUAGAGGCAUCCAUACAUUGAUGUUUGUCUCCCCCUCUCCUUCCCCUCUAAAGAUAAGUAAAUAAAAUCUUAAAAAAAAAAAAGUUAAUGAGCUCAUUAUUCAGUAAAGCAUUAUUUAGGGACUAAAAAUCCAACAAAUAUUUGUGUCAAUGUAAAUACAUUAGCAUGGGCUUAAAUAAAGAUCUGAAACUCAAGAAAUAAAAAUCACCUUUCUCUUUAUUAAAAAAAUUUUAAUCCUCACCAAGAACAUGCUUAGAAACAUCUAUUGGUUGCCUCUCAUACACACCCUGACCGGGGACUAAACCUGCCAUCUAAGUAUGUGCCCUGACCAGGAAUCGAACCCGCAACACUUUUGGUUACUGGACCACUCUCCAACAGAGCCACAGUGGCCAAGGCUGUUUGUGUGCCUCUUACUAGCAGUUGAAAGCUAUUUUGCCAAACAUAUUUUUCAAAACUUUAGUUUUAGAUCUACCCCAAACAUUUGAUACACAAAUAGGUGAAUUUUUUGUUUUGUUUUUUUAAAGAUUUUAUUUCUUUUUUUAAGAGAGAGGGGAAGGGAGGGAAGAAGAGGGAGAGAGCACUGAUGUGAGAGAGAAUUCAAUCAGUUGCUUCACGCAUGUCCCCCACUGGGACCUGGCCUGCAAGCCAGGCAUGUGCCCUGACUGGGAAUCAAACCGGUGACCUUUCAGUUUGCAGGCCAGAGCCACACCAGCCAGGAUGAAGUUUUCUUCAGUGGAGUUUGCCACUCACCUCUGGGUUUGUACACUUCUCCAUACUGGGUUCCAUCCUUGGGCUUGCCUCACAGAAGGCUGAGGCACAAGCAGAGCUCACACUUUUUAACAGGCCUCAAUCGCCCAUCAAAUUGGUAAUUUAGAGGAUUCAUUUUUGGCAUAUUGCAUUUGAACAAUUUUCUUAUUCUGGAAAUGAUUUUGUGUAAAUUUAGUUUCAGGAAGUUCACCUACAGUCACAGUCACUCAGCCUGGUUUUGCAGGCCCCCCAACAGCUAGCUCCAAAAGUGCUUACUAAGUGUUUCUUCACUAGCUUGCUAGCACUCAGGCUGAUGCUGUGUUGGGUGUUCCUUGAUGUGUGAGACUCGGUUAGAAGAAUGGUAUUAAGAGGGACACAAUGCAUUGGUCAUCUUAGUAAUGAGUUGCAGGCAACCUAUGUGACUGUCAGUAAAAGCCAGCAGGAAUAAAGAACUAAGGAGGCAGUGGCCUUGGUGUUCCUGUAAGGACAGAAUGGCACUGACUGGUCUGACUGCAUUGGGUGAGAGCCCUGUGCUCCUCCUCAGACUGUCCCACCCCCGCCCCCCCUGCCAUAUCCAUGGCCACCACACAGCCAGAUGGACCUGCCCCUUAACUCUGGUUUCUGACUCCGCCAGCCACUUUCAGAUUCGGAUGGAUCCCCCCAACACAUGGGAUCUGACAUCCCCAGAGGCCCCCAAAAGGGCCAGAUGCUGCAUAUACUACUUUUAGCAGGAUUAAACUGCUAAAGCAUUUUCAGUCUUUGCUCAUUCUAUUUACU